AUGCCGGACGACGAUGACCCAUUAGUCAUUGCCACAAGCGGUAAUCUCAUCCUCGACAUUGCCCAGGAAGAAAAUGGCCAGCGAUACUCGUAUCGCGUAGACUCAAAGACCCUGCAGCAAAACUCGAGAUACUUUGAGAAUCUACUGAGCGAUAGGUUUCGGGAAGGGCAGCAGCUAUCAGCAGCGCUUGAAGCUCUUCGACUUAGCGGGUACUCAGACAUUGCGGAGGUAUCCUCAGAAGUACUUCCGCACAUUGAGAUCAUAAAUGUCGGUAGAAUAGCGAUAUCCAAGACUUCUGCAAUUCAGAACUUGCUUGCCGACUUUCUACGUGCAGUGCAUGGCGUCGACCUCGCGACUCCAAAUCCCCCAGUCGCCAAUCUCGCAAACCUCGCCGUCGUUGCAGACCGUUUCGAUGCGGUCGCGUGUCUCUCGAAAUACGCACAGAGAAGGAAAUACAUGCAACUUGCAGAUGUAAAGAUUAAGGGAAAGCCGAAUCCGACGUUGACGGAGGAACGGAUCAGACAGAAGCUUCUGGUUGGGCUGCUCUUUGAUCACCCGCCAUGGGUGACGAGGUACUCCAAGCAGCUGAUCAUGCGCGACUCCGUGCAAUGGAGACCGGGGGUGGAGGAGGAUCAUACAAAAGCACUGUGGUGGGAUCUGCCACAAGGCAUAGAGGACGAGAUGAUACAGCGACGGGAGUACAUACUGGAGACGAUCAAUUCGCUCCAGGCGCACUUCCUCAAACUAUACACAUCGGGAGAGAGACAGUGCAAGCUUGGAUACGAUACAUCACUGCAAUGUGACUCUUUUCAACUUGGGGAAAUGGUGCGCUUCUUCCACAAGAUCGAUACUGUUCGGUUGCAAGGAAAGAUCUACGACAACACAGAGCCGACGUAUUACUUGGGGGGACGUUGA
Parastagonospora nodorum SN15 is the source of this 915-nucleotide messenger RNA. RefSeq lists its product as hypothetical. Lineage: Eukaryota; Fungi; Ascomycota; Dothideomycetes; Pleosporales; Phaeosphaeriaceae. The record is from RefSeq and is a predicted model, not a curated record. Bases 1 to 915 code for a protein of 304 amino acids. The transcript has a single exon.